UCCCAACUGGAGCGACGGAAAUAGGAACAGUGCUUCUGGGACUUCCACCGGCAACCCGUCUCUCAAGGGGAUCGAGAUGAUGCUAUAUGGGCAGAGAUUCUGAGUAGCGAAUUUUGGCUCUCGUUCUCGAGUUCAACAAUUGCCCCUCCAUCGGCCAUUAUCGGCCUGCUUUAUCAGCAAACGCGGGUGGGGACAUCGCUCUAUCCCCGCGGAUAGAUAUGCUGUGAGUAGCCCAAGUACCUGAUUGAGCUGAUGCCACACACAGUAAACUCAUUCGGCUGCGCAAGGUUGAGGAUCUCUACGGGAAGACGAAUAAAAAUUGGCUUCUUCCGUCUUGAAGGCAGCGUUGAAGGAAAACGAGACUCGAGCAAGCAGCAUCGAAGUCCGGGAAAUUCAAGACUUGGAUCUAUUUCAGGCUUCAGCGGCCCCAGAAUGGGCCGAAACGAGCCAAGAGGCCCGAGGAGCCAAGACGGCUUGUGGAACCUCCAGGCCAGUCCAGGGGCACCUCAAUUCCCAACGUCCAAGCAGGGCAAUUCCAUCACUGGUCAAAAAGGAGGGAUGCAGAAGAAAAUGCCACCCAGACGUGUCGACAUCGUCGAGUCGAUUCAAAUUUAGCUCUGCCAUUCUGCUGAUUCUGCGCAUUACCGAAGCUCCUCAGCGUCGUUGUGACGGCCGCGUCAUCCGCUCAAUUCCGCUGCCUAAUUCUGCGACGCGAACCUG
Molecule: messenger RNA, 720 nt
Organism: Canariomyces notabilis
Lineage: Eukaryota; Fungi; Ascomycota; Sordariomycetes; Sordariales; Chaetomiaceae
Exons: 1
Coding region: 253-615 (120 amino acids)
Source: RefSeq, a predicted model, not a curated record